AUGAAGCGUUUCUGCCACAGCCUCAAAUGCUGGGGCCGCCGCUGCGACUGCAGUGAUGACUCGGAUUCCGAUGGCCAAACACUGCCCCUAGCUAAAGUGGCACCUAAAGGCGGGCAUAAUGCACCUCCUACAAUGACUUACCCUAAAAAUGUGACAGCCAAAGCCCCAAAGCCAGGUAAAGACCCUAAGCCAGCUGAGCCUAAGAACAAGGCUAAACCUCAGGAAGCCGCCACCGACAAUGAUGGCAAUUCUCGCACAGAAAUUACACCUGACAUGAGUGAUAUCGAUAUGAACGAUGCCAGUGAUGGUAGAAUAAGUGACAAUCCCUCUCCCCCCAGAUCUGACAGUGAUAUUGAUAUGCCAGAUGCCGAUCCCGGCGAAUUAUUGACCUACCCUCUAGCCCGAAUGUCACAGAAUAGACGUACCUUAUCCAAUGCAGGUGAAAGUGAGUCUUCAUCCGAUGAUGAUGCCUUGUACUUCGGUUCUCCGCGUCCCCGUGCUCCCAUACCCUUGAGGGCCACGCACCAGUCUGGCCGAAUCGAACUUUGGAGCCUGAGAUCCUCUAACGACAGCAUGCAAUCCUAUAGCGGUAGGAAGCGGGGGCAUGUCGAAGAGGUUGAGGAUGUAAAUCAAGAAUGGAGCCCAGCUCCUAGCUCUCACGGUUCUCCCCCUUCGAAGCGUCAGCGCACCAGUGGGGAGAGUUCGACUGAAGGACAGCUUUGGGGACCGGAACUAUUGUUUCCAGAACCACUCACUUCUCAAAACGUUGCCGCCUCUAGUGAUUCCGAAGAGUUCAACACAGACGAUGAGAUGUAUGAAAAGCCUUCUACAACGACAAUCAACCGGUACCGAGAAAAAGGAGCUCAACUACAAGCUUGGUUAGAAGACCCUAACGAACCAGACUGCAAUAUUGCCCCGGCAACAGCAACUCUAGACGACUUGAUGAACGCCCCGCCGCCAGACGUUUUUGAACUCGGAGAAAGCUAUCACCGAGAUCCGGGCGACCUUAUGGACGGAGGCGAACCCGAGUCGACGGGCCUCCCUACCGAGGGAAACAGGUACCGACAUACAGCGUUUUUUAACAAUGUUCUGAACCCAGAGACCCUAGCGAGAUUCAACUUCCCAAGUUUGAGUAAUAGCUAUACACAUCUGGUCGGACCGGGACUGCUUGUUGCUGAUUCCAUUUUUAGGUACGAUAACAUCCAGUGGAAUGAAUUCGCCAAGGCUGUGUAUGAGUAUGACCACCCCAUGUCCACUUUGAGGUAUAUUAUGUUUACCCAUGUCGUUAAUGACGAGACUGGACCGUAUAUCAGGCGGAUACUCUAUCCCAGACUUGGACGCGAUUUCGAAGCUGCGAUGCACGAGUCGUGCAUGAAGGUCGAACGUGGCACUGCUGAGUAUGAGGAACUUCUCGGCACGAAAUUAGGAAAAGCAGCUGCCAUACUUCUUAUAUCAUCUCUCCCUAGAGGUACGAGACGUAUCGCCCGAGUAGUCAUUUGGAAUUGGGUCUAUAGAGUUCAGAUAAGAUUCGAGAUCGAACCCAUUAUUGCUAACUCAGAUGAUCAACCAGAAACUGCCGGCGAUGAUUGA
This is a messenger RNA of Penicillium psychrosexuale, 1590 nucleotides long. RefSeq lists its product as uncharacterized. The transcript has a single exon. The record is from RefSeq and is a predicted model, not a curated record. NCBI's taxonomy places the organism in Eukaryota, Fungi, Ascomycota, Eurotiomycetes, Eurotiales, Aspergillaceae. The coding region runs from base 1 to 1590 and encodes 529 amino acids.